Molecule: messenger RNA, 2095 nt
Organism: Acanthopagrus latus (yellowfin seabream)
Lineage: Eukaryota; Metazoa; Chordata; Actinopteri; Spariformes; Sparidae
Gene: rbm45
Product: RNA binding motif protein 45
Exons: 11
Coding region: 95-1513 (472 amino acids)
Molecular function (GO): RNA binding
Source: RefSeq, a predicted model, not a curated record
AGUCGAAACAGGAAGUUCCUACGAGCACUUGAAGGCAGCAACAACGGCAGCACCAACGGCUUUCCGGCAGCAGUCUGUUGAGCCGAAAACAAAGAUGGAGGAGUAUCCUUCUAAACAAGCGAUAGAAAACCUAGACGACCCUCCAAACAGUCGGCUUUUUGCGGUUACCAGCCGGUCCAUAACUGAAGAGGAACUCCGGGAGAGUUUCUCUGUCUUCGGGGACAUUCAGGGGGUUUGGGUGGUCAAAGACAAGCAGACGAAAGAGUCCAAAGGUAUCUGCUAUGUGAAGUUCGCUAAGUCUUCUCAGGCCUGUUUGGCCAUGGAGGAGAUGCACGGCAAAGUGCUGGUGGACGGGACCAAGCCCAUUAAGGUGUUUAUUGCCCAGUCACGGUCUUCAACAAGACACAGAGAUGUUGAAGACGAAGAGCUGACCAGGAUCUUUGUGAUGAUCCCCAAAACAUUCACCGAGGAUGACCUUAAAGAGACAUUCAAAGAGUACGGUGAUAUUGAAUAUUGCGUGAUCAUCAAGAAUAAGACCACAGGGGAAAGUAAAGGACUGGGCUACGUUCGAUACUACAAACCCUCUCAAGCUGCCAUUGCCAUAGAAAACUGUGACAAAGCUUACAGGGCCAUCCUGGCAGAACCUCGCACCAAGGCCUCGUCAACAGAAGACUACUCCGGGGGAGGAGCCAGAGUUGAUUACAUGGGCGGCGCCGGUGGUGGUGGUGGUAAUAAUGACGCAAUGAACCAGUAUGCUGUCCCUAUGGGAGACCCUGGCAACUACCAGACAAUGGACUACCGCUCGGGCGACUUCACGCGGUGCCUGAUGGUGUCGACACGAGCUGCACUUACCCAGGAGCAGAUUUUUGCCCUGUUCGACCUCAUUCCUGGCAUGGAGUACUGCGAGCUGCAGAGAGAUGCUUAUGGAAUGAGUAAAGGUCAUGCUCUGAUCCGCUACAGUAAUCUUGGAUCAGCGCUUUAUGCCAAAGAAAAGCUAAAUGGCUUUGAAUAUCCACCCGGCAACAGACUGGCAGUCAAUUUUGUUGAUGACGGGGAAGACCGCAGCAGUCCUGCGGGUCGGAUGGCGAUGCAGUUUGUUGCGGCCCAGAUGAUGUCUGCAGUGUGGAACGGACCCUCCACCAGCCAAGUAAUGAAACCUACUGGCUUCUCCUCAAUCGCCCCCAUGUCCCGAAUUCAGACAGACAUCAACCUGCCCCCUCUGAAGAAGCUCGCUCCGCCCGACAGCAAGGCGAAGGAGCGCUUGUUUGUUGUGUUCAGCCCCUCGCCGCUGCCCCCAGAUGUGCUGGAGGAUGUUUUCUGUCGCUUUGGUUCCCUUAUUGAGGUCCAUUUGGUUCCUGGGAGGAAGGUCGGAUACAUGAAGUAUGCAGAAAAACAGUGUGCAGAUGAGGCCAUGGCGGUUCUCCACGGUCGGGUCGUCAACGGCGUAAAGAUGAAGGUGAUGCUGGCUGAUCCUCCCAGAGAGGAAUCUCACAAACGUCUCCGAACCUACUAGGACCACGAAACAGAAAUGACCGGCGACUGUUGUCAUGACACAAUGACACCUGACCUGACAGACCGACCGACAUCAAGACCAUCUCCCGACCUCUGACACGACCUUUAACACCUGUCUGACCUUACCUCUGGCCAGUGACCUUGCUGUGACUCACUCAUAUAACAUGGUAGCAUCUUACUACAAUGGAGUCUUUAUCAUUAUAGUCUGUGAACAACGACAAUGUUAAUAUGUGUAGCUGUGCUCAGUGUCACGCUUCCUUUAUUUAUAUUAUUUUAAAAUCCUGGGACUGCUUUUAGCUCGUGCCAGAUAGACUAACCAAUGUACAACUACAGCAGUAGGUCACCGUGAUUCAUCAACAUACUGCUGGUGAAGAAUUUAAGUUAAAGUAUCAAGUACAGAGAGCAGGAACCUGUUAAGCUAGAAAACAGGAUUUGUAAAGCUGGAUUGAGACAGUUGUAACAGAUCUGAUCGUUACUUUUUUUUCCUGCCCUGUAUUUUAAUGUUGAGCAUAGUUCAAAAUCCUUUUUUCAAAAUGUGAACUUUUUUUGUCUCAGUAAAAUUAAACAUCGGUUGAACACACCA